This is a messenger RNA of Nematocida ausubeli, 5457 nucleotides long. RefSeq lists its product as uncharacterized. Gene Ontology annotation, cellular component: nucleus. Gene Ontology annotation, molecular function: protein serine/threonine kinase activity. Gene Ontology annotation, biological process: protein phosphorylation; DNA damage checkpoint signaling; telomere maintenance. Bases 1 to 5457 code for a protein of 1818 amino acids. The transcript has a single exon. Lineage: Eukaryota; Fungi; Microsporidia. The record is from RefSeq and is a predicted model, not a curated record.
AUGGAUGAACUAUUUACGAAAGAGAAAACACUCUGCAAUGUUUCGCUAAAGGAGAGGGCACUCUGGGUAUUCCUGGAAUCAGUGGAGAGACUUCAGAGCAGAAAGAUAUCCAAUGCCCUUUUGGCAAGGAUAGAGGAAGACCAUUUGGAAAUGACAGAAAUAUUUGUGUUCAUUGAUGAAUUCAUCCGGGUAGGGAGAAGUCUAAACCCGUAUGGACUGGAAAGACUUAAAAGGAAGUUUGAUGGACUGCGACUGGUCCGGUACAUUGUUUCCAAGCCUUUGCAGUUCACACAAAAAGACGAAACUUUGCUUUGCAGCUUGAUUGACUUUCUUGAUGUCAAGAUGGUGGAGAAAAAGGAAUUCUUCUACUCACCAGAUAUAGUGCAGAUAAGCAUUAUGUUCUACCUAGCCAGAAGAUCAAAAAUACCAGCUCUGGAGAUUAAGUACUCAAUUGAGCUUAUAGACAUAAUUAAGAGACGAAAGACACACAGAACCCAAGCGUACUUAGAAGAAAUUGUCAGUCUGGCUACAAGACAGAUAGAAAAUACAGAAUACAUAGAAGAAUUAAAGGCACAAAUAAAGGAAGGAUGGCCAUACGAGAAGACAAACCCAGCACAAAAGACACUUUUGGGCUUACUUGGGGAAGAAUCCUGUCCAUACGAAAACUUCAGUAAGAGACAUAUUCCCAUCCACAUAGUUUCACCACUUUUCAUCCGGGAUAAGCAGACAAUCCAUCUUCUUCCUGUGAUAUUUUGCAUUGGAAGGCUAUUGGAAGAGAAUCCAGACAUACUUUCUGUGCUUUCUUCUGGAUUCAUUAACUGCGUAUCACCACACUGCAAGGAAAGAAUAAAUUUGGAACACGCCAAGUACUACCUUAUGCACAAGAUAAGAAUAGAUGCAGAAGUGGAUAAAUUAGUCAAUGAGACACUCAUGCACACACUCACUGCCAGCUGCAUUAUCCCAAAGGGAACAAUGCACUUGAAGAAAUAUCAGACUCACAGAUAUCUCAGUUAUAUAGUGAACACAUUGAAGAAAUUGGAGAGAAAGCAGACUGAAGACAAGACAGUUACUGUAUUACUCUUUGAAGUUCUGCAAUAUUUUCCUAUCUACGGGGAAAAUGAAGAAUACGUUAUAAGUCUAGCAAAGGCAGCAUGCCAAGAGAGUUCAGUCACAAAGAUGCUUCUGGUCCUGAAUAUUCUAUAUAAAGUACAAGGCACAAAGAAGAUAGGAUUUGCAGUUGCACUGUUAAGCCAUGCUUUGAUAAAAAGAGAAGACACCUUCUAUACAAAUACAGUUGUAUAUGCCGUUGGGAAGAAGCAAAGAAUAUAUCUGCAGAUGGCUAAGCCCUUAGUCUUAGACCACUUCUUGUACCGGUCAGCAGAUGCACAGGAUCCAACUACUUUCACUGCACUCUCUAAGCUGUACGGGUAUAAAACAGUCAAGGAAUUCAUGGAAGGAGAGAAGUAUUAUUUAGGACCAAGAUUAUGGCAGACAGAAAGGGUUGAUGAGUACUACACGAAUUUACCUACAAUCUUCAUCUACUAUGCAAUAUAUAUUUAUCAGACAGGAAAAGGAGGUGGUCUUAGUACAAAGAUCAUUGAGCAACUAAAAAAGACAAUGGAAGAUAUGGGAGUGGAAGUGGCUGUGAUAAUAUUUCUUGCAGUCCCAGAACCCACUGAAUUCUUUAAAGAGUGCGGCCUGGAUGUUAAGGAUCUUUUAGGAAAACACUCACUCAUCUCUAUUCUUUGUGCUGCCAGGAAGAUACUUGAAGAGAAGAUUGUUCACGUUAAGAACUGUAUAUUUAACCUAAUAUACAGUGCACUCUCGUAUACGCACCAGCAUGAUGGUACUUACUACGUCCAGGAAGUACGUGAAAUUAUACUAUUUCUUGUCUACACAGGAAAUAUAAAAGGGAAAGAAAUCUGCUGUGAAAUGAACUGCAGCAAGAACCAGUUCUUCAACCAGAUCAUUGGAAAGUCAAAGAAACAAGAUAUUCUGCAGAAUAGGUAUAUGAUUGCGCAGGACCUGACAAAGGAGCAGAAGCAAACAAUUGAGAAGAUGGUGGGGGAAGACCCUUCACUGUACUUUGAAGAAGCCACUACAUUCAGUGAUGCCGUGAUUAGAAUAUAUCCGUAUCUGAAGGUAAGAACAUCUCUUGAAUUUUUGUCAAUCAAGAAAAUCUUCCCUCUUAUCUUUAACGCAUCACAUGAAGAAGUACAUGAAUUUGCACAAAGUCACUGGGCCCAGUGUAAACAACUGAUUAUAUCACUGUAUAGAAUGUACAGUGACUCAAAAGACAAAGAAGCACUGCAGGCCCUUGGGUGCUUCGGGAUAUUCGGAAUUGAUGCAUUUGAGGAAAGAAAUGAGACACCAGACAGAUUUAUUGAUGAGACAAUUCAGUGCCUUAACUUUGACUAUGCGAAAGAGAAGAGCUUAAUUGCAGAGUUCUUUAUAUCCAAGGUCUUUGUCCCAAUCUACUACGAAACACACGAUGACCUUCUGCAGUACAUCAUACAAGAACUUCUGAAAGACGUAAAAAGACAAAGUUUCACAGAAGGAUCAGAUCUACUAGGAAAACUGCAGACAUCACAAUAUAUUAUAGAGAUAGAUCAGGCACGCCUAAAGGAAAUACAGAAGCAGAGUCAUCUCCCUGCUUAUAGACGAGGAAUAUCUUAUUCUUGUUUUCUUGUAAAUUUAAUUGGAGUUCUUGCUCAGAUACCAGCAGAAGAAUAUGCCUUCCAUGUGCUCCAUGACUCCAUGGCAAUCCUGGAUACUGUAGAGAGCAAAAGGUGGCUGCAAAGGCACAAGGUCUCUAUUCUGCAGUGGUAUCUAUUUAUGAUGAUAUUCUCGCUUAAGAAGGACUAUUUGGACAGUAUAAGAACGCACUUUCUGCCUGUAUUUAAUGACAUAAAAAAUGGCGUACUAGUGGAUUUAGAUAUUCUUAGGAGUAUUAUAUCCAGCAGCAUGUACAUGAACAGUAUAUUCACAGAGGAAGAACUUCUUCUGUGCAGCAGACAUGUCCAAGACAGGCACCUUACAAUUCGUGUCCUUGAAGUUCAGAUGCAAAAGUGCAAAUACACUGCAAUGAGAGAUGUCUUCCUGACAAACAUACAGAAGGAGUAUCUGGAGAUUGAGGAAAAGGACGUGGUAUUUGGCAUAAAUGCAGCAAUAACAAAGCUGUCUCCUGUUAACCUGGCAGCAGAAUUAAAGAUAAAUAACGAACAUGCAAAUUACAUCUACCUAAACAGAAAGAUACUUAACCAUACACCCAUCCAGACAGACAUAGACGCAAAGUACAAAGAAUUAUUCCGGUCCAUAAAUAGCCAGGAUAUGCCAAUGAUGGAUAUACUUAAGAAGGCAGAGCAGUCGAUGCAGGAAUGGGCAUGUACAGCCCCAGUGCACACAUUCAGCAGGGACACUGCAAGCCUAAGAUCUUUCCUUGUGGAUGUCCAUCUUCUGCAGGACUGCAAAAUAUUGCAGAAAAUGCCGCUUCCUAAGGCACUUGAAAUAAUAAAAGACAGAAGGGAGCUGCCACGGACGUACCAGUCACUGCGCAUAUCCGAGAUACACAGAAAUCUGUUUCAACUUCUGCCUGAGACACCAGAAGUCAUAAGAGCAGAAGAAGAUGCACUUUUAUACGGAGUUAGAAUUGCAAGGAAAUCUGGUCAAUGUGAACUCUCAGAGAAGCUUUUGAUUCGGUCGAUCCUAAAGGACGACUGGCGAGUCUUCUACGAAAAGGCAAAAAUUCACUUAGAGAAAAAUAAUAAAAGUUUAGCUAAACAGGCACUGCAGAGACUAAUGGACAACCUGCCAAUCAACAGCAAAUACAAAGAAAAAGCAAUCCUUCUGAAUACUGAGAUAGAACAGUCAAAGGAAAUAUACAAGAAUGCCCUUUCAACUCUGAAGACAAAUGAAAGGCUUUAUUUCAAGUACGGGAAGUACUUGGAGAGAAAGCAGCCUGUAUAUGCAUUUAAGAUGUUCUGCAAGGCACUUGAGUGCGGCAGUGAGAAGGCCCUGGAGAUAAUUCCCAAAUUAAUUCAUUACCUAACAGACACAACAGGACCAGAUCAUGCAAAAGAAGAUAUACAUGAAUGUGUUUUAGUGAUGAAGGAAACCCUUGAGAGAGUGGAUAUUAAAAUAUUCAGGCGGUUUUAUGUUCAGAUACUGGCCCGUUUGUCUCACAAGGAAAAGUCAGUUGCACAACUUCUUCUGAAAAUAUCAAAACAACUGAUUGAGAAGUUCCCUUCAGAAUUUGCUUGGAGAACACUCUCUCUUUACACCAGCAAGAACACGGCAGUCCAUGCUAUGAUCGGGAGUACAUCAUUCACAUUCAGAAAAUUAUUCUCUGAUGUAUUUACGUUCACGCAGGCACUUGCUAAAUUAAGCAUGCACUCAGCAGGAAGUGGAGUGGUCUCAAUUCCAUCUAUUCUUGGGUCAUCCAUUAGUGUGAGCAGAGGUAUUCCUGCACCAUUCGAUGAUUUUUUGUCUGAAAUCAUCAGUAUCUCUGAUAAUAUGUUUGUAUUUUCGACCUUGCAGAGACCAAAGAAGAUACAGGCCCUUACAUCCGCAGGGUGCUACAAGUCAUUCCUGUGCAAGGCCAAUGAUGAUCUCCGGAAAGAUGCUGGGUUCAUGGAUUUAAAUAUGCUCCUGAAUUCUUUAUUCCAGAGCAACGACAAGUGCCGGGCAUACAAUAUUAGAGUGUACACUGUUGUACCAAUCACAGAGAAGAUGGGAAUAAUAGAGUUUGUCCAGAAUCUGUCUACCCUUAAGGAAAUGUGCGUAUCUUUGCUCCCAGAAGUAGGCGUGUCCUUAAAAGAAAUAUCCGAAGAGUACGGAUUUAUGAAGAAAAUAUCCAUGCUAGGGGAAAAGAACCUGAAGGAAAUUCUGAAGAAAGUCCCACCAAUAUUCCCAACAUAUUUGCUAAGGACCUUCAUGCGGCCAAUUGAGUGGCUGCAGGCCAGAAAAAGAUACACAAUCACAUACGCAGUCAUGAAUGCAGUAGGGUACCUAAUGGGCCUAGGGGACAGACACUGCGAGAAUAUUCUAUUCGAUGAGAAAACAGGCGAGACGGUUCAUGUAGAUCUAAAUUGCAUAUUUGAUAAGGCAUAUACACUGCCAGUCCCGGAGACUGUGCCUUUCCGGCUGACCCAGAAUAUAGUGGCUGCAUUUGGUCCAACAAAAGAAGAAGGCCAGUAUAAGCUUACACUUGAGAGGGUUAUGAAAUUCCUCUCAAUAAACAGAGACUUAAUUGUUGCAAAUCUUCUGGGAUUUGUGCAUGAUCCUCUGGGGGAAUGGACAGGCAGAAAUAGCACAAAGACAGCAAUUGACAUAAUUGAAAAGAUAAAGGCAAAAUUAGACUUUGAUGAUGAAAUAGCAAAGUCAUCUCUCCUAAUAGAAAGAAGUAUGUCAUUAGAAGCACUUGCUAAAAUAUAUGUCUGGUGGCUUCCAUUUAUAUAG